UUUAUAAACUUAGUAGACCGGUCCUACAUGAAAUUCUUUUCUAGUGCUGUAAGCAUAGCAAAAUAUCGAUAUAAUUGCCCGGUACAAAGCAGUGAUAUUUGGUCGUUAGCCAACACUAAAUAGAAAAGUUGGGAAAACGUGCGAGAGAAGAUGACUGGACGUGAAGGCGGCAAAAAGAAGCCAUUGAAGGCGCCCAAGAAGGAGGGCAAAGAGAUGGACGAAGAUGACAUGGCGUUCAAGCAGAAGCAAAAGGAACAACAAAAAGCAAUGGAGGCGGCCAAACAACAAGCAUCCAAAAAGGGGCCACUUGUGGGUGGCGGCAUCAAGAAGUCUGGCAAGAAAUGAGAAGCAGAGAAGAAGCAGUCGUUGAAUUUGAAUUUGUCUGCCAACUUACAAACACACACAAACAAAGAAACACAAGUUGAUUUGCGAAUUGCAAUUUUGCUAAAAUGCAGUUUUUUGUCUAUUGUAUAAAUGACCCAAAUUGACUGUAGUUUAGCGGUUUAACAAUCAAUCGUAUCUUUUUUUAUACUUACAAUUAAAAAACAAACAAAUAGCCGAUUAAAUAAUGUAACAAAAAAA
This is a messenger RNA of Drosophila innubila, 582 nucleotides long. RefSeq names its product translation machinery-associated protein 7 homolog. The transcript has 2 exons. The record is from RefSeq and is a predicted model, not a curated record. Bases 151 to 345 code for a protein of 64 amino acids. NCBI's taxonomy places the organism in Eukaryota, Metazoa, Arthropoda, Insecta, Diptera, Drosophilidae.